AUGGCUGUCGUAGCUGUCCGGAAUCAGUCUCAGGGGCGAACUCAUGCACCAUGUAUAAAUGAAUCAAGUUCUAUUCAAUAUCAAGCAUCUGAUGACGACCAUCAGCCAUUAGCUUGUCAAUAUUGUGAGCAAAUAGAAACGUCAAAAGAUGCAUUAGAUCAACAUUCAGCUGCAUGUGCAAAGAAAACUGAUGAAUGUCCGAGAUGUCGAAAGUUUGUAGCACGAGGUAUUUUCGUCACUCAUUAUGCAAAUAAUUGCGAGGAUUCAAAAGGGUCAAAUGCAUCUACACCUCAGCCCCCUCCAACUCCACGCAAACGAUCAUCGUUGCAGAGGAGCGCUAGUAGUGCAUCGCAGCAAACUCGUCCAGUGGCGCGUGACCUUCAUAGUCGAGACAGCAUUAUUCGUAUCCCAUGCCAGUUUUGCAACGAAGCCGUUGAACUACCCAUGUGGUCUACACAUGUCCAAGAUUGCCGCGAGAAAGAAAAUCGCCGAGGAACACAUUCCGCUCAAUCAAGCCGUCGAAAUUCCAUGUCUAUAGACGCACCGCCGAGGCGAUCAACACCUGCCAACAACGAGCAUCCAACGAAGCCUACGGCUGCACCCAGAUCAGGAAGCGUCGGUAGAUCUAACUCAGCUUUAUCACUAAAUAGUUCUUAUCAAACGAAUAGUGGACGCCGUACACCCUCGGUACGUACCAAUCACUCUUCAUCGUUCUCGAGCAAUGAAAAUACUCAAAAAAUCGAACAGUCGAAACCACGUGGAAACUCGCUUGUUCCUGCUCGUAGAUCCCCUUCACCGCGGCCACCUAUGAGUGAUGAUUCUAAAUCAAAAGCAACAAAAUUUUCGAAGAAUGCUUCUCCAAAUGAAUUAACAUCUAAACAAACAUCAAGCCAACAUUUGAGUCGUAUUCAAUCAUUGCCACGUUCAAACUCACCGAGUAAACCUUCUCGACCAAGAGCGUCUAGUGAGUACAACUCUUUUCUUCGCUAUCUCAUUACACAUAUCGCAGGCAAUUCUUCUGUAAGUCGACAAUCAGUCUCAAGCGGCAAGGACAACGGAAGAGGUGGUUCUAAUCCAAGUCAGAGCAAAGCCUCGAAAUCAUUAGCUACACCCGAUGCGUUUUCAAGUUCUAAUACUAAUCCACAGGUAGAUUAUUGCGUAUAA
Messenger RNA from Adineta ricciae, 1164 nucleotides. Lineage: Eukaryota; Metazoa; Rotifera; Eurotatoria; Adinetida; Adinetidae. The record is from the annotation of a GenBank genome assembly.